Haliaeetus leucocephalus (bald eagle) is the source of this 1377-nucleotide messenger RNA. RefSeq names its product scavenger receptor cysteine-rich domain-containing group B protein-like. Lineage: Eukaryota; Metazoa; Chordata; Aves; Accipitriformes; Accipitridae. The coding region runs from base 1 to 1377 and encodes 458 amino acids. The transcript is spliced from 6 exons. Gene Ontology annotation, cellular component: membrane. The record is from RefSeq and is a predicted model, not a curated record.
AUGUCCAAGACAGACAUGCACGAAGAUGUAGACACAAGCAAACAUGAGAUCCGCCUCGUGGGUGGCCCCAACCCCUGCUCCGGGAGAGUCGAGGUGCUUCACAAUGGCGUCUGGGGGACCGUCUGCGAUGACCAGUGGGAUUUACGGGAGGCGAAGGUUGUGUGCAGGCAGCUGGGCUGUGGGACGGCACUAUCAGCCCCUCGGGAGUCUAAAUACGGGGAAGGGAAAGACCAAAUCUGGCUGAGUGACGUGAACUGCAAAGGGACAGAAGCAUCCCUCGCUGAAUGCAAGGCGAAGCCAUGGGGAGACAACAUCUGCAACCACGUAGAAGAUGCCAGCGUGGAGUGCUCAGAAACAGAAAUACCUGAGCCAGGACCAAUCCGGCUGGUGGGAGGCCCGAACCGAUGUGCUGGGAGGGUUGAGGUGCUUCACGAGGAACAGUGGGGCAGCGUGUGCCAUGACGACUGGGAUCUAAACGAUGCCCAAGUCGUGUGCAAGCAACUGGGCUGUGGGGAUGCGGUGCUGGCCCCCAUUGGAGCCAAGUUUGGACGAGGAUUUGACACCAUCUGGCUGGAUGACGUGAACUGCACAGGAGUGGAAGCUGCUCUCUCCGAGUGCCCGGCGAGGCCGUGGGGGGACCACAACUGUUACCACGGGGAAGAUGCCAGUGCAAUUUGUUCAGACUCGGGGAUCACCGUCUCCACUACAGUCCGCCUGGUGGGUGGCCCCAACCGCUGCUCCGGGAGAGUCGAGGUGCUUCACAAUGGCAUCUGGGGGACCGUCUGUGAUGACCAGUGGGAUUUACGGGAGGCAAAGGUUGUGUGCAGGCAGCUGGGCUGUGGGACGGCGCUAUCAGCACCUCCGGAGUCUAAAUACGGGGAAGGGAAAGACCAAAUCUGGCUGAGUGACGUGAACUGCACAGGGACAGAAGCAUCCCUCGCUGAAUGCGAGGCAAAGCUGUGGGGAGACAACAUCUGCAACCAUGUAGAAGAUGCCAGUGUGGAGUGCUCAGAGGUGGACAUUCCUGAGCAGGGGCCAGUCCGACUCGUGGAUGGCCCGAACAAGUGUGCUGGGAGAGUCGAGGUGCUUCACGAGAACCGGUGGGGCAGUGUGUGUGAUGACCACUGGGACAUGAAGGAUGCCAAGGUGGUGUGCAAGCAGGUGGGCUGCGGGUCACCGCUGUCGGCUCUGGGAGGUGCCCGCUAUGGGCGAGGGUCAGACAUUAUCUGGCUGGACGAUGUUGAAUGCAACGGGACGGAAGAGAGCAUCUCUGACUGUCCGGCCAGGCCAUGGGGUGAACACAACUGCUAUCAUGGAGAGGACGCUGAUGUUGUUUGUGCAGUUAACAAGAUCCUGGAGGAGACAGAAGCACCAUGA